CUACCUUCUUUGGUCCAUGCUCGUUUGACGAAUUUCGGCCCACCUGUCCGACUCACCAGCAGACACGGACACGGGGAGAGCGAGGGAGGGAGAUCUCUCCCUCUCUUGGAAUUUGGUGGCGGGGGAGGGAAUUGCUGGGUGUCGAUGGGGAAAAAAGAGGAGUCCGGCGAGGGGCCUCGCGGGCCGACUUUUACUGAUGGUAAAAACAAGGGAAAAUCUUGCAAGGGUUGUCUCUAUUACUCAUCCCUCUUGAAAUCCGACCACCGCAACCCACUUUGUCUUGGCGUGAGCAGAGGCCUGCCUCAUGUUCCUAGCUAUGUGAUUGAUGAAUAUGAGAUGGAAGCUUCAAAUGAGAGCAGCAGCUUAUCAGACUUCAAGUAUGCGUGUGUUGGUUAUUCUGUUUACUUGGAUAAAAAGGACAAUCCAGAUGGACAACCUGGGGAUUACACAGAACUGCCUUAUUGUGUUGGCAUUGAGCUUUUGGCGGACACACAUGAUUCAAAUACUGCAGGUCAUCCUUCCCAUAUUCCCACCCACAAGGAAGAUGCUCCAGUUUUUUCUCAACCUCGAACACACAUGCCGCAGCAUUCCAUUGGUGAGGAAUUCUUAAACAGGUUCACAAGAAAUGCCGGUCUGGUUGCGUUUGGUGUAGCCAGAAACUUGUAUAGGGUGGGUAACUACAUCAAGGAUAAUGUCGACGACAUUCUUUAUCCUUACCGUCGGCGACCUAAGUAGCUGGUGUGUUUUCUCAGAGAGACUGUGUACAGAAAAUCAUUACUCAAGUCUCUUGUGGUUGGCAUCUCGACUGAGCUGCAGUAUCAUCACUUCGGUCAAAAUGCCUUUACCCACUUUUUCAGUAGUACUGUAGCUCUGCAUUUCAUCUUUUCUAUUGUCUGAAAUGCGAACAAUUAAUAUUACCAUUUGAAAGAAAUUCCCAGCGUUGAAUUCUGUUCUUC
This is a messenger RNA of Nymphaea colorata (pocket water lily), 956 nucleotides long. RefSeq lists its product as uncharacterized. The record is from RefSeq and is a predicted model, not a curated record. The coding region runs from base 145 to 735 and encodes 196 amino acids. The transcript has 5 exons. NCBI's taxonomy places the organism in Eukaryota, Viridiplantae, Streptophyta, Magnoliopsida, Nymphaeales, Nymphaeaceae.